Molecule: messenger RNA, 304 nt
Organism: Staurois parvus
Lineage: Eukaryota; Metazoa; Chordata; Amphibia; Anura; Ranidae
Source: the annotation of a GenBank genome assembly
UUUGUGAUUGGUCCGGCGGCUUCUGGGAUCUGUCAUGUGUCCCAGGUACCGCCUUACCAUUCACAAAAAGCACCGCUUCUUGCGCAUGCGCACUUAGCACCCGGCUGUCAUGCCCAGUGCCCACACUACAGAAGCCGGGAAGACAGCGCGCUGCUGGAUAGAGGAACAGAGAAUGGAUUUGUAAAGGGGCUGUAAUGACUGAUCUCUAUCAGUCCUAUGUAGCACGUCCUCAGUUUGACUGUCUCUGGCAGUGCGGCCACAUUCUCCCACUGUCUCCUGUAGCAUGUCCACAGUCUCUGGUCAU